Salvelinus sp. IW2-2015 is the source of this 5192-nucleotide messenger RNA. Lineage: Eukaryota; Metazoa; Chordata; Actinopteri; Salmoniformes; Salmonidae. The record is from RefSeq and is a predicted model, not a curated record.
AACGAAAGCAUUGCACCAAAGUAGUUAGAUAGAGAGCGCAAGGGGCAUUUUGUGGCAGUACGGAGAUCUCUGAUACGAUGCAUCAAAUAUCUUAGUGCCCCAGAAUGAGGAGUCAUCUGUUUCAGAGACAUGGAUAAAUAUGAAAAGGUGAGGAAGAUUGGGGAGGGCUCCUUCGGGAAGGCAAUUCUCGUCAAAUCCAGGGAGGAUGCAAAACAGUAUGUCAUCAAAGAGAUUGGCAUCUCCCGGAUGUCUAGUAAAGAGAGACAGGAGUCCCGUAAAGAGGUGGCUGUUCUGGCCAAUAUGAGCCAUCCCAACAUCGUCCAGUACAAAGAGUCCUUUGAAGAGUGUGGAUGUCUGUACAUCGUAAUGGAUUACUGUGAGGGAGGAGACCUAUUCAAGACGAUCAACUCUCAGAAAGGAGUGCAGUUCCCUGAGGAGCAGAUCCUGGAUUGGUUGGUGCAGAUAUGCCUCGCCUUGAAGCAUGUACAUGACCGUAAGAUCCUCCACAGAGACAUCAAAUCACAGAACAUAUUUCUGACCAAAGAUGGAACCAUACAGCUAGGAGACUUUGGGAUUGCCAGGGUGCUGAAUAGUACUGUGGAGCUAGCCAGGACAUGUAUCGGGACGCCAUACUACCUGUCACCUGAGAUUUGUGAAAACAAACCGUACAACAACAAAAGUGAUGUUUGGGCCCUGGGGUGUGUCCUGUAUGAAAUGUGCACGCUAAAGCAUGCAUUUGAGGCAGGUAACAUGAAGAACCUGGUUCUGAAGAUCAUCCGGGGCGUACCCCCUGUGUCGACCCACUACUCCCAGGACCUACGCUCUCUCAUGGGCCAGCUGUUCAGACGCCGGGAGAGACCCUCUGUCAGCUCUAUCCUCGACAAAGUCUUUUCAGCACAACAAUAUGACGUUUGGUUUUCUCCCACUCAGAUUAUCGCUCAGGAAUUCAGCCAUAGCUUCCUCCACAAGCAGCCUAAAGCAGGUGUGGCGCAGGCGGCAUCAGCCAAGCGUCGCGCCCCUGCUCCCAUGCCCCUAACCCCAGCCCAGAAGAUCACCAAACCAGCCGCCAAAUAUGGAGUGCCUUUAAAUGUCAGGAAAGCCUCAGAUGCAGCCAUGAAACCUGCCGAGCGGAAACCAGCCGUCAAACACAAGAUGGCCCCCGUCCCCCUCCCAGCAGCACCCCAGAGGAGAGUGAGUCGAGUGGAGGAAGAGAGGAGGAAAUAUGAGGAGGGUGCCAGGAAGAAAAGGAUGGAGCUGAUCGAGAAAGAGAGGAAACAGAGGGAGCAGAUGUUUCUGUUGAAUGCUGGACAGAUGAAGAGAUAUGAGAGGGAAAAGAUAAACCGGAUCAACCGAGCUCGAGAGCAGGGCUGGAGGCACGUACUGAGCUCUAGUGGAGGCAGCAGUCCAGAGAGGAAGUGUUUUUUAGGAGGUGGUGGUAUGAUGGCUGGGUUUGCAGCUCCUGUCCCAGAGCCCCUGCUUCCUGCUCCUUGUCCUGCCCAGGGCCCCACCUCAGGCCCUGCCCCGCUCUCCCCUAGCAGGGGCCCGUAUGAACACUACCAUGCUGCUCUGGACCAGCUGGCCAAACCUCAGCCCAAAGAGGGUGCCAGAGAGGUAUUCACAGCAGGAGGAGACACUCCUGUUAGGGGUGUGCCAGCUGCUGCCAGCUCAGUGCUGCCCAAUGGCCCUGCUCGUCUCCCAGACCCUGAUGCGGUGAAGAGAGAGCUACGGAGGCUAGAGCAUGUCACCAAACAAACCCAUGUUAGCAGGCAACGGGGUCACGCAGCAGCUGAACGGGCCAAUCAGGUUCAGGAGUUUCUGCAGCGUAAGAGAGAUGCCAUGCUGAACAAGGUCCGCGCUGAGGGACAGCUGGGUGCCCGGCAAAACCUGGCAGCCAUCUAUGGUCGGUMCAGCUACAGCAGGCCCAAACCCAACAAAGAGGAGGAGGAGUACCUGUCCCGGCUGAGGCAGAUCAGGCUACAGAACUUCAAUGAGAGACAGCAGAUCAAAGCACGCCUCAGAGGAGUGAAGUACGACAGUGAUGGCUCAGACAGCAAGGAGUCCUGUGAGGAGACAGAGCUGAGGAGAAAGAAGAUUGAAGCCCUGAAGGCCCAAGCGCAGGCCCGUGCUGCUGUGUUGAAGGAGCAGCUAGAGAAAAAGAGGAGAGAGGCCUAUGAGAGAGAAAAGAGAGCCUGGGAGGAUCACCUUGCAGCUCGAGGCGUGAAGGUUGGCAUGGUAGCAGGAGGUGUAGCAGUAGAGCUAGCUCCUCCCCCUCAGCCUGGCCCCUCCCUCCCUGUACAGGACGUUGUAGCUAGAGCCCAGCCUGCAUCCAAACCCUCCACCACUGUCAUCUCCAUGACUUCUGCUCUGAAGGACGUUGGAGCACAGCUUGCGUCUGUGCAGAGCUCUUUUAAAGAUGACUUACCUAAAACGGACGUCAUUAAGAGUGAGAAGAAGGAGAUUCUCCGAAGACUGAAUCAGAACUUGAAGGCCCAGAGCCCUGAGGAGGAGGUGUCAGCCACACCCCCAGAAGUACUAUGCCCCACCCCCCAGCAGAGCCAGCCUAUCACAGAGGAGAGACCGUCCUCUGGUGGGGACAGGAAAAAGUGGGAGGCUGUAGCUCCGUCUAUUCUCUCUGUAGCUCAGCAGACUCUAGAAGAAACCUGUAUCAGAACGACUGGCUCUCAGGCUCUGUCUCCAGAGGAGAGACCGUCCUCUGGUGGGGACAGGAAGAAAUGGGAGGCUGGAUCUCCGUCUAUUCUCUCUGUAGCUCAGCAAACCCUAGAGGAUACCUGUAUCAGGACCGCUGAACAGACAGUGGGUGAGGUCAUUCGGAUGGAUGUGCUACAGGACGACGCCCCUAGAAAAGCAUGGGGGCGGAGCCCGGAUUCUCAGGUGCUGAGAGUUCUACAGGAGGCGGAGCUUCAGCCUCUUACCCAGCUGCUGGGGAAUGUCAACAUCUGUGAAGAGAAACACACUGACAACGUGAAUCAGACGGCUAAGAUGGUUGGUGUGAGUGGAACUAAGGAAGUGAUGCAUUCAGAGGCAAGCCCACCUGCUGUGAUGUCUGUCGUUAAGAACACAGAGGUCGAAGUUCAGGAAGAGGGGACGAUCUCAGUAGACGUGACGGGUCAGGAGAAGAGGCAGGCUAUAUUAGAAGAGAUGCUAAAGACCCCACCCAAACCGAUAGAGAUGGAGGAUCCAGCAGACUUGGAGUCAGUGGUCCUGGAGGAGGGCCCAAAGCAGGCCUCAAAUUCCCCAGCUGGAGUAGUGCAGGCCUGGGAGAAACGAGCCCUGCCGCUGGGGCCACCAGAGGGCAGAGUAACACCAGCAGAAACCAAAGAUGUUGGGGAGAAAGCAGAGAAGCAACCUGAAUCCUCCGGUAUAGCACCUGUGUAUGAGGAACCUCUGUUUGUGAAGCUGUGCUCCUCGCCGGCCCACCGCCGUACUGCAGCUCUGGUUCUUAUGUCAGCCCAGUCGUCCAUGGAGGACUCGUCCUCUUCUCUGGCCUCACGCUCACGCUCCGUCUCUCCUCUCCGCUCCAAACACCACAACGCCCUCCUCAUCGGCCUCUCCACCGGCCAGUUUGAUGCCAACAACCCAAAGAUGCUGCGUACCUGCUCUCUACCAGACCUCAGCAGACUGUUCAGCUCUCUACAAGACGCAGGAGGGGCCAACGGGGCGGUUGCCCCUGACAACGACAACAAUCUGGAUAUAGAGGACAUGGAGGAAGAGGAUGAAGAAGAGGCCAAAGAGGAUGAACAAUCAGAGACUGAAGAUGUGUAUGAGGAUGAUGACUUGAGGGAGCUAAGGGCCUCCAUGGAGAGACUCCUGCAGGAGGAGCGCAGCGAGGAAGAUGAGGGGGGAUCUGGCUCUAACUCUGGUAGUCCUCCAGAGGAAGAGGGAGGCGAUGGCUUUAACGGCAACCCUGCUGAGGAUGAAGAUGAUGAGGAGGAGCUGAACGGGAUGGCUGUGGAUGAGGAGGAGGGUUCUAAUGGGAGUCCAGGUGAUGAAGAGGCAGGACACACACUCACCAACGGACUGGAAGAAGAGGAGCACCACAGCAGUGAGAGCCAGCUCAAUGAAGAAUGGCAAUCGGAUGACAGUGGUGAGGAGGAGGACGGUGCGGCUGAACAGAAGGACAGCAUAUUCAGCCGUCUGGAGGAGCUGCGGUUUAACCUGGAGCAGGAGAUUGGCUUUGAGAACUUUAUAGAGGCCUACAACAAGAUCAAGGCAAUUCAUGAAGAUGAGGAUGAGAACAUCGACAUGGGCCCCGACAUGGUACUGAACAUCCUGGGGACUGAGCACCAGCACCUGUACCCCAACAUCCUUCACCUGGUCAUGGCUGAUGGAGCCUACCAAGAGGAUAAUGAUGAAUAGGGGAUAUGCGUCCAAGCCGCUGGCAGCUUCUGACAAUCUGCUAGCCAUCUGAUGUCUUCCCAAGGUGCACUGCAUGUGGUAGACGACUCUCUGCGUGGAGGGUUGGGGCCAUAGAUGGAUCUGGGAGGGGUUGAAGCCAGGCUCUGGCACAGUUGCAUGAUUGAAUAGGCUAUCUAGUACACUGAUGUCUGUAUUUCCUACUUCCACUUCAAACACCUGACUCACUCUUUUUUAACUUCAUGUUCAUAUGAAAGUGCAUUAUCAAGUAAUACUUUCUGGUAACCAAAGUUAAAUGGAAGGUUUCGUCAAACAUAAAUCUGUCUGUAUCUGUUGGAAUAUAUUCAUGGACCAGCACCAUAUUAAAUGGUCAAUUUAAAGGUCAAACAGGUGAUUGUACAUUUGAUAUUCCCAAUGCUGGGGUUAGGACCACCCGGUCACCAUCCUCACAAUACAAACCAGGUCAACUUCUAUAAACAUGCAAAACAUAUUUUCCAUAAAAACCUGUUGGACCUCUUUUUUUUUUAUUACUUUUUCAUACAGCUAAAUGUUAUCUAAUGCAUUUUCACAUUUCUUACCUGUUCCGUUAACCCAAAAAUAUGUGUUCAGCUCAAAAGGAAGAUGACUUUUUGUUUAAGGAUGUUGGCAUGGUAGCAGCUGCAAGGGACUGCUACUUGUUGGCUUUAUGUCAAGUCAGAUUGUUACUCUGUUAAGAGAAUUGUAAAGAUAUAAAUUACUGGUAAUGAUAUCGAUUUUAAAGCGUUAUUCUUAUUUGAUAAUAAAGGAAAUAUUGUAAAUAAAUGCUUUUUUCUAAUCUU